This is a messenger RNA of Rasamsonia emersonii CBS 393.64, 678 nucleotides long. Its product is annotated as Peroxidase. Gene Ontology annotation, cellular component: cytosol; mitochondrion. Gene Ontology annotation, biological process: cellular oxidant detoxification; cell redox homeostasis; cellular response to oxidative stress. The record is from RefSeq and is a predicted model, not a curated record. The transcript is spliced from 6 exons. Bases 1 to 678 code for a protein of 225 amino acids. NCBI's taxonomy places the organism in Eukaryota, Fungi, Ascomycota, Eurotiomycetes, Eurotiales, Trichocomaceae. Gene Ontology annotation, molecular function: peroxiredoxin activity.
AUGGCUCAGGUUCAGGAACAGCGUGCUCCUCUCCGUCUGGGCUCCAUUGCCCCCAACUUCGAUGCUGAGACCACCAACGGUCCUAUCAACUUCCACGAGUUCAUUGGCAACAACUGGGUUGUCCUCUUCUCUCACCCUGAUGACUUCACUCCCAUUUGCACCACUGAGCUCGGUGCUUUCGCCAAGCUCGAGCCUGAGUUCGCUGCCCGUGGCGUCAAGCUGAUUGGUCUGAGUGCCAACAGCCUUGACUCCCACAAGGAGUGGAUCAAGGACAUUGACGAGGUCACCGGCUCCAACCUCAAGUUCCCCAUCAUUGCCGACCCUAGCCGCAAGAUUGCCUACCUCUAUGACAUGAUCGACUACGAUGACACCACCAACGUUGACCAGAAGGGCAUGGCCCUGACCAUCCGUUCCGUCUUCAUCAUUGACCCCAACAAGAAGAUCCGUCUCAUCCUUUCUUACCCUGCCUCCACUGGCCGCAACACUGCUGAGGUCCUCCGUGUUGUCGAUGCUCUCCAGACCACCGACAAGAACGGUGUCACCACCCCCAUCAACUGGCUGCCCGGUGACGACGUCGUCAUUCCCCCUGUCGUGUCCACCGAGGAUGCCAAGAAGAAGUUUGGCGAGGUCCGCGAGGUCAAGCCUUACCUGCGCUACACCUCUCUCAAGAAGGACUAA